ACUUGGUGGUCCAGUAAAAGAAUGCAUUCUCCUCAGCUAUCUGGAGAAGUUCAAGAUUGUCUUUGAUAAAAGAAUAUUUACCAGGUGUCUGAAAAUACCAAGCUGGAGAAUUAGUCUAUGGUGAUUAAAAACUCUCAAAGCAUGUCUUACCAACUGGAGAAUUUUUCCUAUGUCAACCAAAGGGGUGUCCAAGACACACAGAGCCACGGAAUCUCACAGGUGUCUGAGAAUUCCUCCUCCUGGGACUCUCAGAGGAUCCAGAACUGCAGCCCGUCCUCACUUUGCUGUCCCUGUCCCUGUCCACGUAUCUGGUCAGCAUGGGCUGAAGAGUUCUUACUCUCAUAGGAGACCUCCCAGUGCCAAGUGUAUAAGUGUGUCUGGAAUUGGUGGGUUCUUGGUCUCACUGACUUCAAGAAUGAAGCUGCAGACCCUCCUGGCGGAAUUCUCCACGAGUUUUGAGCAGCCUCGGUUUUCCCACCACCUCCAAAUCAUGGAAGACACAGGGCAGAGCCCCCGGAGCCAUGGCCAGCCCUUCCCGCAGCUCCGAAGCCACUGGCAAGCCCCGAGGCAGGGAUGGCCGGCCCAGGAGGGAGGAGGACGACGUCCCUCCCGAAGAGAAGAGGCUGCGGCUCUUGCUGGAGGGGGGAAGCGCACAGCCCCAGGACGGCGAGGACGGGGAGGACGCGCCGCGGCCGGGCAGGGUGGAGACCGGCACCCAGACAGGUGGCGACGGCAGAGGAUGAUGUUUUGUUCUGGGGUGCAUCACAAGAGACAAGGUUCCUGGCCGGGCAUGGUGGCUCAAGCCAAUAAUCCCAGCACUUUGAGAGGCCGAAGGGGGACGAUCGCUUGAGCCCAGGAGUUUAAGACCAGCCUGGGCAACAUGGCGAAGCCUCAUAUCUACCA
This is a messenger RNA of Homo sapiens (human), 903 nucleotides long. NCBI's taxonomy places the organism in Eukaryota, Metazoa, Chordata, Mammalia, Primates, Hominidae. The record is from RefSeq.